AUGGACGCUAGACGUGUAGAAAUUGUUUCCGCGGACGAGCUUAGUGAAAGUGACACAUUGGAAAACAUGUCCGACAGUCAAAUGAAUAUUGAACUUAAUAGUGAGGAUGUUCAAGACAUAAUUUUACCGGAUCGACUCAGACAACAACCCCUAUAUUUAAACAGAUAUACAGGCGAAUGGAGAGUGAGUACUACGCGACAAAAUGCGACAUUGACAACGUCAACUUCAGGACCAGACAUCAAUCAGACACAAAAAAAUGACGAAACUAAGACACAGGACUCUGACAUGCUCAACCAAAUUCUGAAGUUACUUGGUGACCAAAAAAGAAAAUUUGAUGCUUUAGACAACCAUUUAAAACGUGACAUUGGGAAAUUUGACACUACAUUCGAUGAACUGAUAUGGGACAUAAAACAAAAUUUUGAAAAACAAUCGAGACAAAUUGCCGACUUGACAGAAACCACCAGUAGUCUUGGAAGGAAAUUUGCUGACUUAUCAGACAAGGCUACGAGGCAAGAAAAGGUAUUUAUGGGAUUCAGUGAUGAGACAAAAACUGACUUACAACGAUCCACACAAUUCCAUAAAAACAAACCAAGAACACUUAGACCUGACAAUUACAGACCUUUCAUACAAUUAAAUGAUGUAACAUUUGAGCAGAAAUUCUUACAGGAAAAGUUAGAAAAACUUGAAGACAGAGCAGAUGUAGCAUCUUUAAAGAAUGACACAACUCUAGCAGAGAAACUUGUACAUGAAUGCAAAUUAUAUGAUGAUUAUUUAGAUGAGAAGUUUGAGACAAUGACACAGAUCAUUUUAGAUAAGACAAAGGAACCAGUAAAGGGAGAAACAGAUAAUAUUCAGAAAGAGGUACGUAAACUUAAAGAAAAUGUAAUACCAAGUUUGUCAGUGAUACCAAAACCCUUAACAGGCAACCAAAAUUCAAAUGAGAAUCCGAAUAAUGCUAGACCCAGCACACGCCCGAAAACAGGAUUACCAAUGAGUGAUACAAAUCCCAAUGAACCAUUUUCAAUGCUACCACAAGAUCAAAAUUACUAUCAGACAUCACCACAUACUAUGCACAGUUUGACACAAAAUGCAGGACCCGUAAUACCAGAUGAGAUCAGGAAUUUCAAUCAAUUGUAUCCGAUCCAUCCAAGAAAUUCGAGUACGCACAACAACAGAAAUAACAGAGGCUAUUGGAAUCCGCCUCCGACACCACAACAAAACUCUCAAAGAAACAAUUCGCACUACACUGGGACAAAUCCAUUCAAUAUUAGGAGAAACAACUCGCAGCAUUGGCAGGGGAAUGGUAAUUAUUACUAUAAUGGUUAUCCGAACAGUAAUUACAAUCAGAACAAUAACAGUUAUAUUCAAAAUAACAAAAACAGAACAAGGAACCGAAAUCAUAGAGAUCAAAGAAGAGAGGAUAACAGGUACCAUCCAGGAUAUUUUCAGAGAAACAACACACAACAACAUCCAAACAUGUAUUGCAGGAAGAACAGUAAUGACAAUACCAGUUACAGUCAUGGGCGAAAUAAUGUAUGGGGAAAUCACAAUGGACCACCACCACGACACGUGCAGUACAGCAACCAUCAAUUCCUACCUAAUGGAACUCCCAAUGCGACGCGAGUUAAUGUCAACAACCAAACAGUUGAUACUUGGGUGACACGUGACAGAAAUGUAAAUAUUAUUGAGUUGAGCAAUGACCCCAACCCGCAGCAACAACCCAAUUUGCUGGAAAACGAACGACAACCGAGCUAA
This is a messenger RNA of Schistocerca serialis cubense, 1755 nucleotides long. RefSeq lists its product as uncharacterized. Bases 1 to 1755 code for a protein of 584 amino acids. The transcript has 3 exons. The record is from RefSeq and is a predicted model, not a curated record. NCBI's taxonomy places the organism in Eukaryota, Metazoa, Arthropoda, Insecta, Orthoptera, Acrididae.